UAAUACUUGUCAAAGAAAUCAAUGAGUAAUAAAUGUGUCAAAAAUUUCCAAGAUAAAUGUAUCUACAAGGUUGGACCAUUUUAUGAAGAAAAUUCUACAAUUCUACAGUUGAAUCGCUUUACAAAACCAAACAUGUCUCUGUUUUUCAAUUGUAUCCCAAAACCAUAUCUUUGUCUUUACUGCUCUCCGAGUUUUCCAAUAUGUCUGUCUUCCUUUUCAUGCUCCUCGUCUCCAUUUUGAACCCUGUGGUUUCUCAUAAAAGCUGCGAUUUCCCAGCCGUGUUUAACUUGGGUGACUCUAAUUCCGACACCGGCGGAUAUGCUUCUGCGUUCACUCCACCCACUUCUCCUUAUGGAGAUACCUACUUUCACAUGCCUGCUCGCCGAUUUUCCGAUGGGCGGCUCAUCAUUGAUUUCAUAGCUGAGGCAUUUGGGCUGCCAUUUAUUAAUGCAUAUCUUGAUUCAGUGGGGACCAAUUUCUCGCAUGGCAUAAACUUUGCCACCUCAGCAUCUACAAUCAGAUUACCUAUUAGUGUUAUCCCUAAUGGUGGAUUCAGUCCAUUCUAUUUGGGGCUUCAGUACUCACAGUUUGAGCAAUUCAAAGUCAGAUCUCAAGUGAUUAGGAAACAAGGAGGGUUGUUGGCAAGUUUAAUGCCCAAGGAAGAGUAUUUUUCUAAAGCUUUAUACACAUUUGACAUUGGACAAAACGAUCUUGGAGAAGGGUUCUUUUCAAACUUGACUGUACAAGAAGUCAAUGCUUCUAUUCCUGAUAUAAUCAACAAGUUCUCAGCAAAUAUUAAGAAUAUAUACAAUUUAGGAGCAAGAUUCUUUUGGGUUCACAACACUGGACCAAUCGGUUGUUUGCCUUAUGUUUUGGUUGCAUUUGCCUCAGCUGAAAAGGACCCUGCUGGUUGUUUAAAGCCUUACAAUGAAGUGGCUCAGUAUUUCAAUCUGAAGCUAAAGGAAUCAAUAGCUCAACUCAGAAAUGAAUUCCCUUCAGCUGCAUUUACAUAUGUAGACAUCUAUUCUGUGAAGUAUUCUCUGUUUGCUGAACCCCAAAAACAUGGGUUUGAACUUCCACUUGUGACAUGUUGUGGCUAUGGAGGUGAGUACAACUACAGUGCUGCAGUUCUAUGUGGAGGAACAAUUACGGUGAAUGGUACAGAGAUAUUUGUGGGUUCAUGUGAUAAUCCAUCUGUUCGUGUGGUUUGGGAUGGAAUUCACUAUACUGAGGCAGCUAACAAGUUCAUUUUUGAUCAAAUUUCGACUGGUUCGUUCUCCGAUCCGGCUGUUCCAUUGAAGCAGGCAUGCCAGAGCUAGAGGAAUUCAAAAUAAACUUUCUGCUAAAGCAUAUAGACACAUGAAUAAACCAAAAUUUAACUAGCUUCUCUUGUACGUAAUAAAUGUCUACCUCAUUGCUGUAGAAGAUGAUGUUAUUUUAGUUUUUCUAUUUUUAAAACAGAAAAUAAAUAUAUAA
This is a messenger RNA of Gossypium arboreum, 1476 nucleotides long. RefSeq names its product esterase-like. The record is from RefSeq and is a predicted model, not a curated record. NCBI's taxonomy places the organism in Eukaryota, Viridiplantae, Streptophyta, Magnoliopsida, Malvales, Malvaceae. The transcript has 5 exons. Gene Ontology annotation, molecular function: hydrolase activity, acting on ester bonds. The coding region runs from base 201 to 1319 and encodes 372 amino acids.